ACCUCUUAUAAAUGCGCAGUUGUAACUAUAGUAAACUUUUUUAUAAGCUUAGUGCACUUUAGAGAACAAAGUGUUGUUUCUACAAUGUGGCAAUUUCCCCAGUAAAGAAAUAAUGCGACCAUAUUGAACUUUCUAGUUUCGUGUACCAUAGAAAAUAUUGUUUAAGCGGAAAUGGCGGCAUUGCCACCGCGUAAAAAUCCUACGCCAACUAAACUCUCAAAGCAACACCUUACACCGUUGCAAAUCCUGCUUCAAAUGGGAUUUCCUAAGCAUAGAGCUGAAAAAGCGCUAGCUGCAACUGGAAAUCGUGGUGUACAACUGGCCUCUGACUGGUUGUUAGCGCACGUCAAUGACCCGUCAUUGGACGAAUGUUCACCACGAGAAUACAUUUUGUACGCAUGUCCGACCGGUCCAUUCCUCCAACAGUUGGAAAGCUUUUGGACACAAUCACAUGAACUAUGUGGAUGGAAUGGAGCACACAAUUUUAUACCGCAUAUCACGCUCGUAUCAUUCUUCAAAGCACCAGACGAAUGUGCACCUCAAUUAUCGAAAGCAUUGAAGGAACUUAUGGCUUUACCAGGAGCUCACAUCGAUAGGCCGAUUUCUUUGGAACUAUACACCAGCCCUAAUUUUAUGGGCUUCUUUGUUGUCGAAGAUGACGCUAAUUAUCUAAAACGCCUUGCGCUUCAAUAUGUCAAAGAAGUGUCUCAUUCAAUAAUCAGCGAUACCUACGAACAAUUAGACGCGCUAGUUACCUGUUUCCCAUGGUGCGGGGGAGUAACAUCAGCCCGUUGUAUACCUCGUAGCAGCCGAUCGAUUUCACUAGAGCCACACGUGAAAUCAUUACACCUUACUCUAGCAUACCAAUUUUCCCCAAAUCAGUUCAACGCGCUAAAGCAGUUGGUGGAAAACUUGGACAGUUCAUUUACCAGCGCGAACUGGGAACUGCGAUUAUAUUCUCGAGAUUCUCGUCUAGCUACGAAACAGGUCCAUAAGGUUCUAUAUCCACACACGCCAAGAGAACUAGACGAACUGGAGCUAAGAAUAGGCGAUUACAUCUACAUGACGCCAGAAGCAAUUCAGAAUUCAACUGACGGAUGGGUUGAAGGAAUCUCUUGGCUUACGGGCAUUAGCGGUUAUCUACCUGAAAACUAUACCGAGAGAACAGCGGAGUCGGAUGCGUGGACUAUGCAUCGUACCGUACCGUUAUGCGAUGUAUCUCCGGAUUUUGAAUCUGGCUCAGAUGCAGUAGAUGGAGUACGGAUCGAUGUACAAACAGCUGCUUUUAAUCGGGCCGGUAUAGAUAACCACGAUAUUGAAUCGCAAGAAACAGUUUCGAUUGGACAAGCUGAAAUACAAAAGUGUAAUGACACGUUACCCACAGCAAGCAAUGAAAAACAAGCAGACAAUACUAUGCCACCGGAAAAUCUGUAUGAAUUAAUGGAAAAACGAACUUCGAUCUCCAUAAUUGGCACAGGAAAUAAUAUAUGCGCAGAGAGUGAUACCGAAGAAAACCGGCCCGUUCAAGAAAUUGCAGCAGGGCGUAGAAUCUAUGUAUUACGUCAUGGAGAGCGAAUAGAUUUUACAUUUGGUACUUGGAUUCCAUAUUGCUUUGAUGAUAUCGGUAAUUAUAUUCGAAAAGAUUUGAACAUGCCAAAGUCAUUACCUCGAAGAAAAAGUAGUUUAUGGCAGCGUGAUUCACCACUAACAAACAUAGGCCGAUAUCAAGCCAGAUUAACAGGUGAAGCAAUGAAGGACGCUGGAGUACGGAUUGACCAUGUGUUCAGUUCACCGUCGUUUCGAUGUAUUCAGACUGCUACCUCUAUUCUCGAAGGCCUUGGGUUAAAGGGGACUCAUCCAAUACACGUAGAACCUGGAUUAUUUGAAUGGUUGGCUUGGUAUCAGGAUGGACUUCCUGAGUGGAUGUCAAACGAGGAGCUCAUUGCUGCCGAUUACAAUAUUACAUUGGAUUACGAUCCAAUUUCAAAAGUUAACCAGCUGAAAGAGCAAUUGCAAGAAAGUUUGGAAGAUUUUUAUUGCAGAAACUCGGCAGUUACUGAACAUUUAAUUAAAACUACUAGUGGGAAUAUUCUGCUCGUAGGUCAUGCAACAACCUUGGAUACAUGCACUCGGCAUGUCGUGGGCGAGAAACUUCGUUCAACAAACGACAUGAGCAGGAUCAUGCAAAAAGUUCCUUACUGCAGCAUGGCUGUGAUGGAGUCGGAGAAUGGUACUGCUGGAUGGAAUCUUGUAGAGCCUCCGUGCGACCCAGUUACUCACACCAACAAUAAUCGUUUCGAUUGGAAGAUACUACUAUAGAAUACCCGACAAUAGUGCUGUUUACCGUCAAAUAUGACGGUAUUAAUAGAUCAGGACUUGUUUUGUUCAAUAAUUGCAUAUAUCGCAAAUACGUAGUCGUUUCUAUGAUAUAGUUAUUUAUUACAAAUAAUCUUCUAAGGUAAUACUCAUAGCUGACAUACAUUAGAUUUCCUCCUAUCGCUUUAUUAUAUUGU
Messenger RNA from Sabethes cyaneus, 2513 nucleotides. It is a transcript of the gene Epp, whose product is annotated as protein UBASH3A homolog. Lineage: Eukaryota; Metazoa; Arthropoda; Insecta; Diptera; Culicidae. The coding region runs from base 172 to 2319 and encodes 715 amino acids. The record is from RefSeq and is a predicted model, not a curated record. The transcript has 8 exons. Gene Ontology annotation, molecular function: protein binding.